GCGAAAAGUCACGAAACCAUCAACAAAAGAAACUUCGUAAUUUAUGUAAAAUUGUUCACGGUCUGGUUUUCUGUUUUUGUACUUAAUUUUAUGCAAUCUUCCCCACCAAAAUCAUGAAAAGUGUUAGGAAAAUGUUCAGUGUUUGAAAUCAGGUUGCGUUCCAUUCAAAGACGCCCGAAAUGAAUGAGUCCACGAGUGCCAACGACGAAUCGGCGGGCACGUCCCGCGGAUUUCUCAACGCGACCAGCUACUCGCUGAACGAGAGCGAACUGCUGGGCGAUGAAAGCGUCCUGCAGCUGAUGGACGCACGCUUUUCGCAGCUGGUGGACGGCAUGCAGCUGCGGAAGAACGAUCGCUACGCUGGGUUCGACAACAACGCCGGAGACAACUGGAUCUAUCCGACGAACUACCCGGUCCGGAAGUACCAGUUCUCGAUCGUGCAGGCAGCUCUGUUCAAAAAUACGCUGGUAGUGCUGCCGACCGGGCUGGGCAAGACGUUUAUCGCGGCGGUGGUGAUGUACAACAUUUACCGGUGGUAUCCGACGGGGAAGGUGAUUUUUAUGGCCCCGACCAGACCGCUGGUCAACCAGCAGAUCGAAGCGUGCUACAAGAUUAUGGGAAUUCCGAAGGAGGACACGGCGGAGAUGACGGGCAGACAGCAGAAAAAGAAUCGGACCGGGCUGUGGCAGAGCAAGCGGGUUUUCUACGUCACGCCCCAGGUGGUUCUGGCGGAUAUCAAUUCGCCGGAGCAGAACUUCCCGGUGGACGGGGUAAAGCUGGUGGUGGUGGAUGAGGCACACAAGGCGAAAGGUCGGUAUGCUUAUACGGAAGUGAUAAAGGCGAUAGCAACUACGAAUAGGAAUUUUCGGGUUUUGGCCCUGUCGGCGACGCCGGGUCGAACACUGGAGGACGUGGCGGAGGUCAUAAAAAAUCUUCUGAUUUCGCACAUCGAAGUACGGUGGGAGAAUUCGAUCGACGUGUCGCCGUACACGUUCAAGAAGAACAUUCGCACGGUGGUGAUUCCGCUGGGGCCCAAGUUGACGCGGAUAAAGGAGGAGUACAUUCAGAUCGUGGAUCCGUACGUGAGGAGGUUGAUGGAUGCGAACGUGCUUUCGGGACGGCUCGGUUCGCUCAGCCGAGGGUCGUUGAUAAUGCAGCAAAAGCAGUUCCGGGAGAACAAUAUGAUCCAGCGGCAUCCGAACUACUCGGCCAUCAAUUCGGACUUUAUCACGUGCGUCAGCAUGUACCACGCGUUGGAACUGCUGGUCCAGCAUGGGGUGCGAUCGUUUUUGAACUUUUUCGAAGACGAACACAACCGGACCGAGGAGAAGUACUUCGUGGCGAAGGAUGCCCGGUUGAAGGCUUUCCUGGACGAACUGCGGGAAGAAUACGGGAGGAAUCCGUUGGCGAUAUUUUUCACAGCGCUCACAGAGGGUGGUGCUGUGGCUAAAAAAGAAGAGACGAACGAUGUGAUCGAUUUUGGGCAUCCGAAGUUUGCCAUUCUGGAGCGCAACCUGAAGGAGCAUUUUCAGAACAACCCGGACUCGAAAGUGAUAAUUUUUAGCGAGUAUCGCGAUUCGGUGGCCAUGAUCCAUCGGCUGUUGCUGCAGAACCGGCCGCUUAUCAAGCCGAAGUGUAUCGUUGGUCAGGGUGGAACCAGCGGAGGGUUGCGUGCUGUCACGCAGAAAGAGCAAAUUGCCGCCAUGAAGGACUUCCGGACGGGUGCGUGCAACACCUUGAUCGCGACUUGCGUCGCCGAGGAAGGCAUCGACGUGGGCGAAGUUGAUCUAAUUGUGUGCUUCGACAUCACCAAGAAUCCGACGCGGUUUGUGCAGCGCAUCGGACGGACCGGGCGACAACGGGUCGGAAAGGUGCUGAUGUUGGUCACGGAGGGGAAAGAGCAUACCACCCUGAAGGAUGUUCUGGCUUCGAAGGAUAAAACGAACCAGAAGCUGUCGCGAAGUAAAGAGAUUCAUGCGAUUUUGUAUCGACAUUCGCCUCGGCUUGUUCCGACGGAGUUCGAUCCGAAAUGUGUGGAGACGUUUAUUAAGAUACCGGAGGAAGCUGAGGAAGUGAAAAAUGUCAAGCCCAAGAGAGGGCAGAAAAGAAAAUCCGACGAUAAUCGGAACGAUAAUGAAGCAGGUGAAGCUUCAGCACAGCGUGAAACUCGAAAAAAGCGGAAGAAAAACGACGCUCCAAGUGGAACUCAAGAUGUGCGGAACUUUUUCCGAAAAGUCGACACGGAUCUUGACGCGACAGAGCGGGAAGUUUUUUCAAGUUCGCCGAGGAAGGAAGACGUCUCGGUUAAUUCUUUGGAUACGUCUCGAGGAAGCUUUCGGGCCCCGCAGGAUGCGUCACUAAGGUUGGGAAAAACCGAACAAGAACAGGAACUGGAAAAGCUCAUCAAGCCACUCCUUCGACACAAAGCAAGGCUUGGCAGGGAGCGGUACUUGAACGAUCGAAAGGAAAUAGAAGAUCACGGCGAGCCAAUUAGCAAAUCCAUUGUUUGUCCAAAUCCUUUGAAGAAGUUUUUUAUGGAGACAGACAUUGAAUAUCUGAAGGACGUGAUGAAGAAAAGUGAAAUUCUAAACGCCGUUGGUGGAGACAGCGAACAGGAUGAUCUCGUGAUAUUAGACGAUCGAGGAGAUUGUUUGAAGUCGGAAAUGAAAUUCAUAGAAAAUUUGUUUGACGGUCGAACAUCACUGAAAGAUCGAGUUUCAGAAAUUGAAGAAUAUCGCUCCGCUGUUGAUCGACUACGGCCUCCUCAAAGUGGCGCAAACGCUGACCAAGUGGAAGUCACCGACGACCAAGUAACGCGAUUUAACGACAUCUUCGCUAGAUUUUCAACACACAACAUCAAAACGAACGUUUCCAAUUACCUUCCCAGUCACGAGCCCUCCAACUCUCCAUCCAUUCCAGAAGCUCUCUACGACCCCACAACUUCAAAUCUGUUCGAUUCACAAAACUUUCUUCCACCUUUCGUGGAAGCGGAAGAAUCGCGCUACCGACCAAACCCCGUGGAUCCUCCCGAACCACCACCCCCUCCGGACAUAGAAACUCCAAUCAAUCACAACAAAGCCAAAUCCAGAACCGCCAAAACAAUCAAAAGCGAAAAGCAGCGCACUCCCGCCGACUACAACAACAGCCCCCUGUUAAGAGCGUUCAAUCGUUCGAUACAGAAAGCGAAGAAUUCGGACUACGCUUCGCCGCUGACCAGCCGGCCCAAGGAGCUUGGUUUCCGUAUGGUGUUGGAAUACUUCGGACUCGGCAGCCUGGAUCAGUUGUUCGAUGAACCAGCGGAGAAGCCGCCCUCGAAGGUUGGAAAGAAAUUCCUUGACCGCUUGCAGACGGUCGCGGAAGUCGAAGAAUCGAUUCCGAAUGACGGUCGAAAACCAGUUGAGGAUCGAGUAUCCAAAAUGCCCGAAAAGGAGCUGUCAACUGACGCGUUGGACAGAGCGGAACCGACAGUGCUAGAGACGUCUGUAACGCAGCAAAUCGCGGAAUUGAGCAAAAACCUGUUCAAUCCAAAAGAGCUGGAGAUGAAAAUGCAGCAGGACGACAAUCCUCAGACGGUUAAGACGAGUGGAGAAAAAGAACUGGACCUAUUCGAUGAGGACUUCUUGGGAGCCGACUUUUCGGCCAUGGCUCGCGCUGACAAACCAGAGAAAAGUCAGAUUCCUAUCGAAGACUUCCUACGAGACAACUUUCCUGAGGACGAAACUCAAGCGAUUCCGUGUUCCACGUCAUCCGUCCGUAGUUUACCGAGUAGCGAGUUGUUCCCAUUGAGCGCAGGCGCUCGUCGGAAUAAGGAACUAGAUCUGGACAUCGGCGGUUGCUUGGAGGAUCUCAAGGAAGAUUCCGAAAGCGAAGAAGUCGUGCCGAAUUCUCAGACACCACCCAAUUCGAAAAGCCAACCUAAGCCAUCCCAGUUCAAAAACCUAGACGUUGGAAACCUGGAAGACCUAUUGGCAGACAGUGAUGACGACCUGUUUGGUACCAGUUAUGCCUUGAAAAAAUCCAACGAUAACUCGAAUAAAACCGAAGAAUACGAUCUGGAGGACGCUCUCGCCAGUGUGACCUCCCAGAAGGAAAACAUUCCGUUGCCAACGACGCCCACCUCACACAAGAAAUCCACCCCCACGAAACCCCAGGAAUCACCCCAAUUCGUGGAACGAUCACCGUCUCUCCUGCGCAAGAAGCUGAAUUUCACCCGGCUGCGUCUCAGUCGGACCAACGACAUCGGCAAACUGGAGGUGAACUCCGCUCCGGUGAUGCAAACCCACUCCGCAACGUCCAAUCGCCAGUCACCGUUCUUUGCCGCCUCCUGCCGGCCAGGAGGGGCAGAAGAACAUAAACCGCAAGGCCAGGCAGCGACCAGCAGUUUUCGUCAGGAAUUGGAGCGCAAAUUUGCAUUCAAGCAGCCGCACGACGAUCGCAUUGGAGCGUCCCAGCAGGAGAUGUCGAUGAUCGUACCCCGGACCAAACGGAAGGCGAUAGUCAGUAGUGAAUCGGAAGAGGAGCCGGCUGUCGAACCUGGGCGAUCAAGUGACGACGAGGAUGACGUGUUUCAGACUGCACGAUCGAAUGUGAAAUCUUCAUCGGAGCUGAUGGGACCACCACCUGCGGUUCUUCGAGAUGCACCUCCAAAGUGGCAGAGACCGCCGUCCAAGCGACGGAAACGGAAGCAACGUUGUGACUUCUUCAUGACCCAAGCUUCGGUGUCCGAUGAUGAUGGCGAUGAGGACGAUGAAGACGAAUCGGAAGAUCCGCACCUCGUGGACGAUUCCAUUAUUCAUCACGGUCCCGUGGAGGACGACGAAGAUCCGGAGGACAUGCGGGCGAAGUACUUGCAGUCGAUCAGGAGUCCCGUCCGACGCCACGGUGCUUUCAAAAUGCCAGCCGCCCCACCUCGGUUCAACAACACGUUGGACAUCUACUCGCAGCCUGUUGAUCGCCUGCGCAAUCAACAGUCCAUGUAUGAAAUGGAUUCGUUCAUCGUCCCGGAAGGUGCCCAUUCCGCAGACGAAGACGAUGACUACGAAGAGGACGAUCAAUUCCGAAGUCAAUCGUCACAGACCACUUCCGAGCUGGACGAACUGGAACAGGCGGAGGCAAUACUGCGGGAACGACGUCGCGCUCGGCGGGCCCAGAAGCAAAUGCCGAAGGCCAAGCGGCGGAGGAAAAUCGAGCAGGAUAGCAGCUCCGACGAGGGGGAAGAACUGAAAGCAUUCCGAAGGGCGAUCCACUCCCUGCAGUCCGAUUAGUGAGUGGAUGGGGGUGAAAAAUAAUCUGUGAAAUUGUGCCAUGUCUUGUAUUGUGCAACGGAUAAAGCCAUUUGUUGAUCGUUGAAUGACCCAGUGGAGACACUAAAUUUGGAUGACAUCGUUGAAUUCGAAAGGAUUUUCUUUGCUUCUACUCCCACGAGAAAAAUCUUCUUUUCGCCAACUAUUUUUAUCUCAUCGCAAUAAGGUUUCUGUCAUUUCUAAUAUAUAUUAUAUCGCAUCAUUCCACGGUACAGUUUCUUUGAUUUCGUUUUCGUAUUUCUUGUCUCUCCUAAUAUAUAAUCCUACGCGCGUUCUUUUUUAUUUAUUUUUUUUUAUUUCUUUUCAUUAUUUUAGGACAAAUCUACAUAUUAUGCGAUUUUUGUUGCGGGGUUGGAAUUAAAU
Armigeres subalbatus is the source of this 5666-nucleotide messenger RNA. RefSeq lists its product as uncharacterized. Gene Ontology annotation, biological process: interstrand cross-link repair; double-strand break repair via synthesis-dependent strand annealing. Gene Ontology annotation, molecular function: four-way junction DNA binding; four-way junction helicase activity; 3'-5' DNA helicase activity. Lineage: Eukaryota; Metazoa; Arthropoda; Insecta; Diptera; Culicidae. The record is from RefSeq and is a predicted model, not a curated record. Bases 180 to 5264 code for a protein of 1694 amino acids. The transcript is spliced from 4 exons.